UCGGCAAUUAGUAUUAAUUAGUGAUAAGUUUUGUGUGAUUUGUACAAUGUUUUGGGCACUUAUCCUGGCCGCUGUCUUGCUGGUAACCUACUGGUUACUCAGCAGGCCCUACAAAUACUGGACCGAAAGAGGAGUCAAACAGGGAAAACCAGUUUUUAUUUUUGGAGACUACUGGGGCCCCAUGCUCCGGAAACAAACCAACGCCGAAGUGGUUGAUAUGUUGUAUAACCAAAUUGACAAAGAGGCAAGAUAUUGCGGCAUUUACCAAUUUUUAACACCUGUGCUGCUGAUCAGAGACCCCGAACUUAUCAAAAAAAUCACAGUCAAAGAUUUUGAGCACUUUGUGGACCACAGAAUUGUGAUCCCUGAAGAAUCCGACCCUCUAUCAGGGCAGAAAUGGCGCGACAUGAGGUCCACCCUCAGCCCUGUCUUCACCAGCAGCAAGCUCAAGUACAUGUUUUCGCUGAUUUCCGAAAGAGGAGAACAGUUCGCCCAAAGUCUUUUGAAAGAAAAUAAGGACGUUAUCACCCUUGAUAUCAAAAAUUCAUUCACGCGGUACACUAACGAUGUGAUGGCUAGCACCAUGUUCGGAAUCACCUGCGACUCUCUCCAAGAACCCAAGAACGAAUUCUACUCUUUGGCCCAGAAAUCGCAAGAUUUCAGCGGCUUUUGGAAAAACGUUAAAUUGUUGGGGUACUUCCUGUUUCCAGAAUUUUGCAAGUCUCUGGAAAUCAGUUUCUACUCCAAGGAAGUCAACAGUUUCUUCGAGAAACUCGUCACUGAGAACAUCGGAAGUCGCCAGAAGCAUGGCAUCGUCCGUCCCGACCUGAUCCACUUGCUGAUGGAGGCCAAAAACCACGCCAAAAAAUCCACCGGCUACCAAGAAUCCAACAAAAUGAAGACCGAAAUCACCGACCAAGACAUCGCCACGCAAGCCCUCAUCUUCUUCUUCGGAGGCUUCGACACCGUCGCCUCCCUCAUGUCCUUCAUGUCCUACGAGCUCGCCACGAACCCCGACUGCCAGGAGAAGCUCCGCCAGGAAGUGGACGAAGUCAUGCAAAACUGCAACGGAAAGGUCACCUACGAGGCCAUCGUCAACAUGAAGUACAUGGACAUGGUCACUUCCGAGACCCUCCGCAAGUGGCCCAACGCCCCAGCCGUGGACCGCGUCUGCACCAAGCCCUACACCAUCGAGCCGGCGAGGCCCGACGAGAAGCCCAUCCAUUUGAAGGAGAACGACACCGUGCUUUUGCCCAUUUAUGCGCUACACAGGGACCCCAAAUACUUCCCCAAUCCGGACCGCUUCGAGCCUGAGCGCUUCAGCGAAGAAAACAAAGCCAACAUCGAGCCCUACACCUACAUGCCGUUCGGGUCCGGGCCCAGGAACUGCAUCGGCCAGAGAUUCGCGCUCAUUGAAACCAAACUCUUCUUCUUCUACAUUUUGGCCAACUUCGAGCUGAUCCCGGUUGAGAGGACGCAAAUCCCGCUCAAACUCACCAAAAAUCCCUUCACCAUGACCGCAGAAAAGGGAUUCUGGUUGGGAUUCAAGAAGCGUUAAUGAUAUACAAUGUACGAAAUGUUUUAUAAUAAAAUUAUUUUGUGCCCGAA
Messenger RNA from Tribolium castaneum (red flour beetle), 1608 nucleotides. RefSeq names its product cytochrome P450 isoform 9F2 (gene Cyp9f2). The record is from RefSeq and is marked provisional. Gene Ontology annotation, molecular function: monooxygenase activity; heme binding; iron ion binding. Bases 47 to 1558 code for a protein of 503 amino acids. NCBI's taxonomy places the organism in Eukaryota, Metazoa, Arthropoda, Insecta, Coleoptera, Tenebrionidae. The transcript is spliced from 3 exons.